CUAUAAAAGGGUUUUGGCCUCCAUCUCUCUUUCCCAACAGUAAAGGAACAAUAGCAGUUGUGUGAUUUGGUAAUGGCUGGGAAGGUAAUGCAUGCGGUUCAGUUCGAAAGCUAUGGCGGUGGAGCAGCCGGUUUAAAGCAUGUUGAAGUUCCGAUUCCCACUCCGAGCAAGGGUGAAGUACUGCUAAAGUUUGAAGCUAUAACCUUAAAUCCUGCUGAUUGGAAAACUCAGAAAGGCAUGCUUCGGCCUUUUCUUCCUCCGAAGUUCCCUCACAUUCCCGCCACUGAUGUUGCUGGAGAGGUAAUAGAGGUUGGACCCGGAGUGACAAACUUCAAACCGGGUGACAAAGUUGUCGCGUUGCUGAAUUUCUUUGAUGCAGGCGGUCUGGCCGAAUAUGGAGUGGCUAAGGAAAACCUGACGGUUCAGAGGCCUCCUGAAGUAUCAGCUGCUGAAGGUGCAGGCCUUCCCAUAGCAGGCCUCACUGCUCACCAGGCUCUCACACAGUCGGCCGGGCUUAAACUCGAUGGAAGUGGGUCCCAGAAGAACAUUCUCGUCACAGCCGCCUCAGGCGGAGUUGGUCAUUACGCCAUCCAGCUUGCGAAGCUGGGGAACGCGCACGUAACAGCCACCUGUGGUGCCCGUAACAUUGACCUAGUGAAGAGCCUCGGAGCAGACGAGGUUCUCGACUACAAGACCCCGGAGGGGGCUGCUCUCACGAGCCCCUCGGGCAAGAAGUACGAUGCAGUGGUCCACUGCGCGACGCCCAUUCCUUGGUCCGUAUUCGAGCCAAACCUGAGCUCGAAUGGAAAGGUGAUCGACGUCACCCCGGGACUUAGUUCAGUGCUCACUUUUGCUAUGAAGAAACUCACAUUCUCUAAGAAGCAGCUGGUGCCGAUACUCCUCAUCCCCAAAGGAGAGAACCUGCAAUUUCUUGUUGAUUUAGUUAGACAAGGGAAGCUCAAGACUGUCGUCGACUCGAAAACCCCGCUUAGCAAAGCUGGAGAUGCGUGGACGAAGAGCAUCGAUGGCCACGCCACCGGGAAAAUCGUUGUCUAUGAGCCAUAG
This is a messenger RNA of Salvia hispanica, 1065 nucleotides long. RefSeq names its product chloroplast envelope quinone oxidoreductase homolog. The record is from RefSeq and is a predicted model, not a curated record. Lineage: Eukaryota; Viridiplantae; Streptophyta; Magnoliopsida; Lamiales; Lamiaceae. Gene Ontology annotation, molecular function: oxidoreductase activity.